UAUCAUGGUAUUGUCAUUAAUUUUAAGUUAGUGUCGAGUUAAUUUAUAACACCAACUCAAUCAACGACAUUAUUAAUAUACACAAUUGAUAAAUGUAAUAAAGUGUGCAUAAUACAAUUAAAAUAUAAAUAUUAUAUUAAAAUGAAUAUAUGGUUUGGUUGUAUAUUAACAUUUUGCUAACUCAAAUGGUAAGGGUUCAAACCCUUACACAUCGUAAACAAAUUAAUGCCUAAUUAAUUUAUAACACCAACUUAUUUAUAAAGUUAAAUAAUAAUAUAGAUGAAUAUGAUUAUUGAGGAAAAAAAAUUAUUGGUCACCCAUAGAGUGGGUGAUAAGAAUUCUAGUUAGAUAUUGAUGGAAAAAGCUUGUAAUGGACGAGAGACGAAACCCAAAAUGAAUGCAUGGUUUGGGUUUAUGGUUUGGUUAAAUAAGCCGAACAUAACCAAAUGAUCUCACAAGACAUUGCACAAAACCACAUGCUGUCUUUAUCUUUGAUCUUAUAUCACAGGGGAAAGAAAAAAACGAAGAAAAAUAAAUGUAAGAAAACAUUGUAUUUAAUUAGAGUUCAAAGCUAUGAUUAUGAUGAUUCAUCAUAUACAUAGAAACAAUAGGACAAUCCUAGAAAGGGGAAGGGACCAUUUCCCAAAUGCUGUAAAGCCUGUGGGGAUUGAAAUAGAAAAAUUUUGAAGUACAAUAUAUCAAAUGAAUAAAUAGGGAACCUUAGGGUUUUGAAUUUGAAAAAAUUAUUGGUAUGAUCAAAAAGUGAAGGACUUCAAAAUUAAAGAGAAAAAGAGUUGAAAUGGGAGGGGUUGCUUGGACGGAAGAAGAAGAUUAUUUGCUAAAGAAAUGUAUAGAGCGGUAUGGAGAAGGGAAGUGGCAUCGAAUACCUGUUUUGGCUGGGCUAAAGAGGUGCCGCAAGAGCUGCAGACUAAGAUGGUUAAACUAUCUACGCCCAAACAUCAAAAGAGGGAGUUUUGCAGCAGAGGAAGUCAAUCUCAUCAUUAACCUCCACAGCCUCCUCGGUAACAGACUCCCUGGAAGAACCGCAAAUGAUGUUAAAAACUAUUGGAACUGCCAUCUCAGUAAAAAGCUCAACUCUGCUCCACAAUCUGAAGAUGACCAAACUGCAGCAGCAACAACAACAGCCUCAAUGAAACCCAGACGCCCAGCUCAUGUAUCUCCUAAUACCCAACAAGAAACCAGCGUGUGGGCACCGUUUCACGACGUUCAAGUCAAUCAGCAAGGCCAGGAAGUUGCAGCGGAGGAGCCUGUGACACUUGUGGGUGAUUUGGAGUUUGAUGAAGGCGGCAGCAGCAAAUGGUGGGAUGAUUUCAUCUUCGACAUGGAUUUAUGGACUGCUUCUUUGUGAAUGUCACUUUCUCCUAUAAUAGUAUUGGAGUUGUGUUAGAAUUGGAGGUCGGGAUUUAAAUUGUAGUUAUGAUGUUUGAUGUAAUAGAUGUUAUUGUGAUGAAUUACAAUAGAUAUUCCUAGCA
Messenger RNA from Gossypium raimondii (Peruvian cotton), 1493 nucleotides. RefSeq names its product transcription factor MYB114. The record is from RefSeq and is a predicted model, not a curated record. NCBI's taxonomy places the organism in Eukaryota, Viridiplantae, Streptophyta, Magnoliopsida, Malvales, Malvaceae. Bases 800 to 1369 code for a protein of 189 amino acids. The transcript has 3 exons.